This is a messenger RNA of Gasterosteus aculeatus aculeatus (three-spined stickleback), 1729 nucleotides long. The record is from RefSeq and is a predicted model, not a curated record. NCBI's taxonomy places the organism in Eukaryota, Metazoa, Chordata, Actinopteri, Perciformes, Gasterosteidae.
GACGUCGCCGUCCACACACACAAGCACAAGCACGCGCACUCGUGCCCGCUCCUAAGACGCACGGGCCGUCGCCGCUCCGCCCGCUGAUCUCAAUGUGGGGAAAUGACCGCGAGUGACCUCGAAGCGAACGCAGAGUUGUAGCGGCCGCUCGUCCCCCGCCGGAGCCCCAGGGUGCGUUCGUCUUUACCGGGGGAUAGUCUACCGGGGGCGGCACCACCGGCCGGCUCCGUGUAACGUUGAGCGGGGUCGCCGCUCGGAAGCGGCGGAGCUAACGUUAGCUUAGCCUAGCGGCCGGCGGUCUGUCAUCCACCUACUGUCGAUGCUAAGCUAAGCUAGGCUAGCCGCUGCCAUGGAUACAGCCGAGUCAGUGGUGGAUAAGAAAGGAGCGUCGGGACCCUUUCACGUCAACAACGGGCCGAGCCCGAGGGGGUUUCACGGUAACGGCAGCUGCUGCGGCGGCGGAUCGGGCCCCGCGGCACCGGAGGAAGCGCAUCACCUGCACCGCGGCGGGGAGGACGCGGAGUGCAACGGCUCCCCGGCCAAGAGGAGCCGGCUGCGGAGGAGGACGGAGUCUGUGAAGCGGAACAGACCCCGAACAGCUCAACGGAGCAAUAUGGCGUUAAGUGUCUCGCCCAAGGACACGUCAACUAGCGGAGCCGGGGAUCAAACCACCGGUCCUCUGAUUGAAGGACAGCCCUGCUCUACCACUGAACCUCACUACAGAUGUACAAGAAACGUUGUGGAAAUGUGUAGAGGAACAGCUCAAGGGAGCAAUUUGGGGUUAAGUGUCUCGCCCAAGGACACGUCAACUAGCGGAGCCGGGGGUCAAACCACCGGUCCUCUGAUUGAAGGACAGCCCUGCUCUACCACUGAGCCGCAUUCGCCUCACUACAGAUGUACAAGAAACGUCGUGGAAAUGUGUAGAGCCUUCCCCUGGUUCGGCAUGGACAUCGGAGGCACCUUGGUGAAGUUGGUUUACUUCGAGCCGGUCGAUGUAACUGCAGAGGAAGAGCAGGAAGAAGUGGAAAACCUCAAGUCCAUCCGCCGCUACCUCACCUCAAACGUGGCCUACGGUAAAACGGGCGUGCGUGACGUCCACCUGGAGCUGAGGAACCUGACCAUGUGCGGCCGGACGGGGAACCUGCACUUCAUCCGCUUCCCCACGCAGGCCAUGCCCCGCUUCAUCCAGAUGGGCCGAGACAAGAACUUCUCCAGCCUGCACACCACGCUCUGCGCCACCGGAGGCGGAGCCUACAAGUUCGAGAACGACUUCAGGACGAUGGCCGACCUGGAGCUGCUGAAGCUGGACGAGCUGGACUGCCUGAUCCGCGGCCUGCUCUUUGUGGACCGGGUGAGCUUCAACGGGCACCCAGAGGGCUACUACUUCCAGAACCCGUCAGACACCGAGAGCUGCGUGAAGAAGACCUGCACUCUGGACAACCCUUUCCCCAUGCUGCUGGUCAACAUCGGCUCCGGGGUCUCCAUCCUCGCCGUGUACUCCGAGAGCGACUACAAGCGGGUGACCGGGACCAGUCUGGGAGGCGGCACGUUCCUCGGCCUCUGCUGCCUGCUGACAGGCUGCGAGACCUUCGAGGAGGCGUUGGAGAUGGCCAGCAAGGGCGACUCCACCAACGUGGACAAGCUGGUGAAGGACAUCUACGGGGGAGACUACGAGCGCUUCGGCCUGCAGGGCUCCGCCGUGGCCUCCAGGUGAGCUUCAGAAGGUAGC